UGGAUCACGCUCUAGCAAAACCUUUAAACCCAAGAAAAAUAUACCAGAAGGUACCCACCAAUAUGAUUUAAUGAAACAUGCGGCAGCAACGUUAGGUUCAGGAAACUUACGAAAUGCUGUCGCCUUGCCAGACGGUGAAGAUCUCAACGAGUGGGUCGCAGUAAAUACUGUCGAUUUCUUCAAUCAAAUCAAUAUGUUGUACGGUACCAUCACUGAAUUUUGUACCGAAGAAAGUUGUGUUAUCAUGUCAGCCGGACCAAAAUAUGAAUAUCACUGGGCGGAUGGACUUACCGUCAAGAAGCCGAUUAAAUGUAGUGCCCCGAAAUACAUUGAUUAUCUUAUGACAUGGGUGCAAGAUCAACUCGACGAUGAGACACUAUUCCCAUCGAAAAUCGGCAUACCAUUCCCAAAGAAUUUCCUCAGCAUAGCUAAGACCAUUUUAAAGCGACUGUUUCGUGUUUAUGCGCAUAUUUACCAUCAACAUUUCUCAGAGGUCGUAACACUGGGUGAAGAGGCACAUCUGAACACAUCCUUUAAGCAUUUCAUAUUCUUUGUCCAAGAAUUCAAUUUAAUUGACCGCCGCGAAUUGGCACCACUGCAGGAACUCAUUGAUAAAUUAACAGCAAAAGAUGAGCGGCAAAUAUAGGAUUUAAUGCAAGUCGGUAUGCAGUUGGAGUUUUGAGUGUAAACGAUUAUGGUAAAAAGAAACGGAUGGGAGACAGUAUGAGCCGAUAGAGAAGCAAUAAAAACAACAGUGCGGAGACUGUUGAACAUAAUAAUAAAAAAUAUACGGAAGCGGUCUCAUGUAUUUACCCGUUUUAAUAAUAAUUUUUAGUAACUUUUACAAGAGCUGCAAUUUAUACCGAUGAUUAUGUUUCACUGAUGAAAAAAGAAAAUCAAUGAGGCGUAUUCUUGUUUUCGUGCGAAUCGAAAAUUUGAAAUUAUGGGAGCGUAUUCU
Molecule: messenger RNA, 958 nt
Organism: Rhagoletis pomonella (apple maggot)
Lineage: Eukaryota; Metazoa; Arthropoda; Insecta; Diptera; Tephritidae
Gene: mats
Product: MOB kinase activator-like 1
Biological process (GO): hippo signaling; positive regulation of protein phosphorylation
Cellular component (GO): cytoplasm; nucleus
Molecular function (GO): protein kinase activator activity
Source: RefSeq, a predicted model, not a curated record